Molecule: messenger RNA, 2830 nt
Organism: Ylistrum balloti
Lineage: Eukaryota; Metazoa; Mollusca; Bivalvia; Pectinida; Pectinidae
Exons: 4
Coding region: 51-944 (297 amino acids)
Molecular function (GO): S-adenosylmethionine-dependent methyltransferase activity
Source: RefSeq, a predicted model, not a curated record
CGCAUGUUGCAGUAAAACCAAAAUUUAGCUAACAAAUAAAUAUUACAAGCAUGCCUAGCUGGCUCGGCCUCGAUCAUCGGACACUUGCUGUCGGGACUAUAGCUGUAACUACAAGCGUCGCAGCUUUCUCUACGUAUAAAUGGCUGUCGGAGAGGAGAAGGAGUGCCGCCGACAACGUGUACGAAUCAGAAAAGCUGUUGAACGAAUAUUUGGUAUUUCACUAUGGGUCGCAGAAAGAAGUAUGUCGUUAUGACUUUGGCCCAGUUGAUGCCCUUGACUUUCCCAAACGAUGUGCAGAUGUCUGUCUGAAGCAUACGGACGGAUUAGAGUCAAGGAUCCCAUCCAGAGCAUUAGAUAUUGGCUGUGCUGUGGGCAGAUCAAGCUUUGAGUUGGCCAGGAAGUUUAAGGAGGUGAUCGGUAUAGACUACAGCCAGUCAUUUGUGGAUGCUUGUAUCUACAUGAAGGAUCUCAAAGAACGAGUAUACUUUGUUCAGGACGAAGGACAUCUUACUACACCUCAUUUGGCUAAAGUUGCUGAUGAUAUUGACCGAUCCAGAACCAGCUUUCAGCAAGGCGAUGCCUGCAAUCUUCCCAAUGACCUUGGCCAAUUUGGAUGUGUACUUGCUGCAAACUUGAUAUGCCGUCUCCACCAACCAUUCAACUUCCUACGUAGACUUAAGGAUCUUGUAGCACCUGGUGGUAUCCUUGUCAUUACCUCACCUUAUACUUGGCUGCAGGAAUUUACAGACAAGAGUAUUUGGCUUGGGGGAUAUAAGGACAAAGACGGCAAUCCAGUGACAGGAUUUGAGACUCUGAAGAAAGAAUUUGGACCAAACUUUGACCUGGUGGAGGCUAUGAAUAUGCCAUUCUUUAUUAGAGAAACUGCUCGCAAAAAUCAAUGGACAGUUGCCCAUUGUACUGUCUGGAAGAGAAGAGCAAACUAGUUUGACAUUAAUCAAACUUGUCAUGGAUGAAUGGUGUAUGUCUGUAGUACCGGUAAAUGUACCCAGGCAAUCCUUACAUAUCAUUAUCCCAUUAUAGCUUGUGGCUAAAUCAUGAAUAUUGAUGCAAUAUUGAUAUAUUUUGUUACUAAUUGUCCCUCCAAUUAUGAUUGUAAUUAAGGAAUUCCAUAUACACAGAUUAAAAUAGAAAAACAGAUUAACAUAGAACUUGUUAUUUUUGUGGGUGUAAAUUUUAGAAGUUUUCAUUUAAAAUGUGAAAAUUCCUUUUCUAUGAAUUGGAAGUUUUCCUGCAUACCUUGAAGUUGAGAUGUGGAAAUAUCUAGUUUUUGUAUAUUAAAGUCAAACAAUGGUAGAGUAUGGGCAAUACCUGCUGGUAUGAUUCUGCAAGAUUUAAUAGAAUUUUCUACAUAAAGUUGUUCUGCACAAUGUAAAUUUAGCAUGUAUCUAAUUCUGUUUUUGUAAUUGUAGAUUACUAAGACAAUUCUUAUUUUAUAGCUGUCUGAAUUUGUAGUUUAUAUCAUGGAUGGUGGUUGCAAUUGUCAUAUUAUUUCAAUGAUAAUAUAUCACAAUCAGUGUUUUUGUUUAUAUGUUUAUGCCCCAGGAAUUAGCAAAAAUAUCAUCCAUAUGAAAAUAACCAGCUUUAUUAUGUGAUUGUGGAUUUUCUUACCCAUUGAUUCGUCAAAACAUCUCUCGUAGGUCUUAAUGUAAUAUGUAUUAUGAAGCAAACAAAAUCAGAAAGUGAGGUGAAUAUAACAGAAACAACAGUCCAACACCCUGUUUGGCAUCUCACGUGUGAAUAUUACAAUCCUGUAUUAUAUGCUGCAACUUUUGCCUUGGAAAAUAUCACCUCCGAGGGUUGAUAAAUCCUCAUAUUAACCUCGAAACGAGUCAUUAAUUGUAUAUUAGCGUAAUUUAAUGUCCUUGUGAUAUAUUGAUUGUUAUUUAUGAUUAGUCAAAUUUGAUAAAUCAAGGUUUUCAAAGGCUUUUAUUUCUUGCAGAACUUGCAUCUUGAUCUUGACAAUGUGCACUAAAAAUCGAUAUAUCAGCAUAGUCCUAAAUGAAUUGAAAUUUUGCUUUCAUUCGUCUUUUGAUUAUUGUCUUUUAAAAAUAAGUACAAAAUGAGCUAAAGCAACUUGACACAUUACAUAAUGUUAUGUUAUAAAUGGCAAAAUUGUAAUACUGCCUGCAAAAUACUUUAGGGUAAUGUAUUUUUGAAUGAGGAAUUUAUAUUUGUUGUUGUUGGUUUUUUUAAUACUCCCACUAUUAAUCAGAAAUAUAUUAGGGAAGAUAUUUAUAUUUCUUGUAGAGGAAAACAUGGCAGAUUGAAAAUAUGUCUGUCAAUAAGUCAACACUAUUGCAAUAUCAGUUGUGGAAAUAAUUGUGAUUUGGACAUUGAUAAAUCAUCGAAAAAAGUAUAUUCCUACUAUAUUUUGACAAUAUAAAAUAUUCUAUAUUUACAGCGUACAUUUUUUUUACAUAAUUGUCACAUUUUUAAUGUAUGUUGAACUGAUGGAUGGAGAAAGCUAUUGACAUUGUAACUUCAUUUGAUAUGUACUGUUGAAACUAAUAUGCUUGUGCCUCGUGUAAUUGUACACACUCCACUGUGCAAAUUUGUGCCUGGAAGUUCUGUUCACAUUAUUUUUUGAUGGAACUGUGAUUGUAAUGAUGGAACUGUUUGUAGUACCAAUAUUUAUCAUAUAUAUAUAAGGAUAUUUAAGUUUGUGGUAUUCACUCGGUUUUGCUCUCUAUGUUAUAUUGUCCACAUUCUUUUGUUGUUGUCAGUUGCAUUUAUGCAGAAAAUAGUUGCCAAAGACGUGUAGUUUACUGAAAUAUUCAUUCCAUGUUGGCUUCUAGUUUUUUUAUGUUGA